Messenger RNA from Glossina fuscipes, 2699 nucleotides. Its product is annotated as zinc finger protein 860-like. Lineage: Eukaryota; Metazoa; Arthropoda; Insecta; Diptera; Glossinidae. The transcript has 5 exons. The record is from RefSeq and is a predicted model, not a curated record. Bases 148 to 2364 code for a protein of 738 amino acids.
AUUUUGGGAGACAAAAGCAUGACGAAAUUUAAAGAAGUAUUUUAGUGAAUUUUUGGUAAAUGAAAGAAAUUAUCGAUAUUUAUUUAGUAACUACUUAAUAAACAGUAAAUAGAAAGGCGCUAAGAGGAUUCGAUCGGAGCGGCGGCUAUGGACGCGGCACGGUGUUAUUUGUGUGACCAUCAGUUUGUUGAAGGCGAGGAACCUUGGUUAAUGUUCGAACAACGCCUGCGCGAAGACGGCCAACCUGACAGCACAUUAGCCGAAUUAUUGGGUGAAAUAUUGGAACAACAGCCUGAUGAACAAGAUGGCCACUCUCCGUUUUUGUGUGAUUCCUGCAAUGCUGACGUUAUGGAAUAUAAUAGUUUGCUAACACGUUUUAAACAUGUACGUGAACGCAUCUUGACUUAUUACAAAGAGAAUGCUACUAUAAAUAACUUAGUGAUGCACGACGAUAUCAACAAAGUAAUGAAAAUUGAAAUGGAUAGCCAAGACCAAGAUAAUUUAGAAUUUGUAGCGGAAAAUGGGGCAGCUUUAGAAGCUGAUCUGGUAGAGGAGGUACCAGAAAAUGACCCUGACAUUGGUAGUCAUAGCUUCGAUUUUACUGCAUUUAAUGAGCAAGUCGGUGAGAAUUCUUUUCCUAGCGGAGGUUUGGAUUUAUCGGACAGUCUUGUUAAUCUGGCAGUGUCCGGCACUUCGGUCGAUGUUCAAGAUGAACCUAUAGAUGACAAAGAUAUUAUAAUAUAUGAGCUAUACGACAAGGUAAUACAAGCUAAUGAUAUGAAACCAACGACUGGCGAUGACCAAAAUCAAGAUUUGCAAAGCUAUAGCAGUACUGAAGAUAGCAAUUUUGUAUUUAUAAAUCCUAGUAAUGCCAACGAAUUGGAUAUUGAGGGUGAUGGCAACGAUAAUGCAUUAGAGAAGACGUCAGUUACAGUAUAUUCCGAACCAACGCCAGUGUGUAAAGCGCAGGGUAAAGCUUUUGUUUGCUUAUUGUGUGAUCCGUCCCCAAGUCUCGCUGCCGACGUCCUUGGUGAACAUUUGUUAAAUUUUCAUGAAAUCUUACACUAUAUGUGCGAAGUGUGUAAUCAAGGCUAUGCUGGCCGGCAAGAGCUUAAAGACCAUACGGAUAUUAAGCAUUCCGCUAUCAACUCUAAGCCGAAACAAUAUUAUUGCGGGGUAUGUUCGCGAUCAUUUACUAGCCACCUGCUGUUACGAUUACAUAAGCGUACGCACACACAUCAUGGAGGUGGCGCAAAAAGCCAUGAAUGUAAAGUAUGUUGCAAGAAAUAUAAUACCAAAGGUAUGCUGGAUGAACAUAUGAAUACUCACACUGGAUUAAGACCUUACAAAUGUAGCGAAUGUUCGAAAGAUUUCGCAUCUAAGUAUACUUUGCAGUCACAUAUGAAAAUUCACACCGAACGCAAUAGACCUUAUCAAUGCGAUCAGUGCGAAAAAGCUUUCUUAAAUCAGCAAAAUCUCAAUCAACAUAAAAAAUUACACGUGCCUUUUAAAGCUUUCAAAUGCGAAGUGUGCUCGAAGUCUUUUAUUACUCAGCACAGUCUCAAUGUUCACCUAAUAGUCCAUUCGGGCCAAAAGCCGUUUUUAUGCCGAAUUUGUGGUAAAGCAUUCGCUAGGAGACCCGAAAUCAAGGAUCAUGAACGUACGCAUACCGGCGAGCGACCAUUUCAAUGCGAUUUGUGCCCAAUGGCUUUUGCUCAACGGUCCAACUUAAAUACGCAUAAAAAAAAUACCCAUUUUAAUGAGAAACAACACAAAUGCAAUCAGUGUGAGCGCUCGUUCAAGCGCAGACGUCUUUUAUAUUAUCAUGUCUUGGCAAUACACACGGGCGAGAGACCACUUAAGUGCAAUAUAUGCGGCGCUGGUUUUGUUUAUCCCGAGCAUUAUAAGAAACAUAUGCUCAUACACAGCGGUGCGAAACCUUUUGCUUGUGAAGUCUGUGGUAAACAAUUUAAUAGUCGCGAUAAUCGCAAUGCCCAUCGUUUCGUUCAUAGCGACAAAAAGCCUUAUGAGUGUAUGGAAUGCGGAGCUGGUUUUAUGCGUAAACCUUUACUGCUGGCUCACAUGAAGCAAACCAAACAUGUGAGCGAUACCAUCAUUGUUAACCAACCACAAUUUACCAAUCUGCCGUCAUUGGUCAGGGAGAUCGUCACAGAGCCGUCUGCAGUGGUAGAAGAUGGCUCCGGUUUGUUAGAAAAUUGCGACGAUACCUUGGUUCAAAUCGAUGGCAAUGAAGCGAUUAGUGAAAAAUAUUUAAAAUUUGCAGAUCUCGAUAGCGAUGGUAGUCAAACAUUGGCUUGGGUCGAUAUCGGUGGCAAUGACGAUAGUAUUAAUAAUAAGCAGUAAUAUAAUUAUAAGAUUAAAGGGAAAGACUAAUUUUUCUUUUUUUGUACGUUGAGAUUAAGCUAAGGGACUAAGCGAAUGAGAAGUUUAGCUUGUAUGUCCGGGCUAAACAAAUUCAUUUUAUUCUAGACAAGUAAGUUUAAGGAUAUCAAUAAGUUUAUUAAUACAUAUAUAAUAUAGUACAGUCGAUAACAAAUUACAAACUCAUGUAUAUGUUUAUAAGGAGGGCGAUUAGUAUUGGUACGGUAAUACAUAAGUAUCCAAUAAAAGUAAGAGUUACAGUUUUAAAUAAAUUUUAAAAGUAUAAUUCGCAAUUAAAUGGAUAUUUAAAAAUCUGA